Messenger RNA from Drosophila rhopaloa, 4029 nucleotides. Its product is annotated as AF4/FMR2 family member lilli. The transcript has 5 exons. Bases 585 to 2525 code for a protein of 646 amino acids. The record is from RefSeq and is a predicted model, not a curated record. NCBI's taxonomy places the organism in Eukaryota, Metazoa, Arthropoda, Insecta, Diptera, Drosophilidae.
UUUCGUCGUGUUUGGUUCGCCCCUGGAGGAAGCGCUCUGAGCCCUGAAUCAAAACCAAAACAAACCAAAUCGAAAAUUACCCAAAAUAAAAAAAAACACAUUGAAAUUGAAUAUAUUGAGUUUGACAAGUGGCACUGCCUAAACAUACCACCCUCGAAAAUUUUGCUUUGAAAGUGUGCCAAAACGCGUUCGCAAACUGGGUUAUUAAAACUCAAAACUGUGCAAACCAGUGAACUGUGCUGCUGCUUACCAAUUGAAAAACCCGCCAAAAAAUUCUGACAAGUGCCAAAACGUUGCAGCGAACCCAAAUCCGCACAAGUGUUACAAGUGUGUUAAGUGCUAAAGAAACCAGCCAGUCGAGUUGCAUCCUAAGCUGCAACUUUGAUAUCGUCGCAUUUUGGCAGCGCCUGCUUCAAUUCAAUUGUCUGGUCUUCGGGCGAACACCUCACUCCACGCAGGCCAUCAAAAAAACUGCCAAAAUUCCGAAGAAUCCGAGGAAAACACCAAAAACAUCGACACGUACCGCAUCGGCAACCGGUGGCGGUGGGGGAGGUGCUGGCGGAGGCGCCACCACCAGCACGAAAAUGGCAUCUAAAAGAAAAGCCUCGGUGUUGCUGCACAAGGAAACCAUUCCGGCAACACCGGUCGUGAGCACCGACACCAGCAGCGUGGUCGGUGUGGGCGUUGGAGGCGUCGCCGGAGGAGGGGUGGGGGCUGGAGCGGGUGGCGGCGGCAGCGGAGUGGGCGGCACCGGCGGACUCCUAGGCGAGGUGGUCAGUGGACUGGGCGGAGGCCUGGUCAGCGAAUCCGAGGCGUACGCCGGCCUGAUGAAGGACGCGGACAAGCUGAAGCUGAUGCUGCUGGCCUGGAACUACCAGAACUCGACGGCGGUGCGCAAUGGAACGGAGGGUCCCGACCUGAGCGUGGUGGGCGGCCUGUGGGCGCAAUACCAGAACGCCCUGGCCCAGAAUGCCGCUGCGGCGGCGGCGGCCAGCGGCAAGAUGGACAGCUCGCUGUCACCGGUGCCGCGCCAGGAUGCCCACUCGCCCAUGGAGACGCAGGACGAGACCAACUCGUCCGGGCAGAAGGAGGAGGACGAGGUCUCCGAGGACGACUCCGACGACAAGCUGGACGAGAAACUGGCCACCACACACGAUCCCGAGCGGCUCAAGGCCUUCAAUAUGUUCGUGCGGCUGUUUGUCGAUGAGAAUCUCGAUCGCAUCAUUCCCAUCUCGAAGCAGCCCAAGGAGAAGAUCCAGGCCAUCAUCGACUCCUGCGCCCGGCAGUUCCCCGAGUUCAGCGACCGAUCCCGCAAACGCAUCCGCACCUAUCUCAAGUCCUGUCGGCGCAACAAGAAGACCCGCGAUGGAUGGGAGAAUACGACCCGACCCACUCCCGCCCAUCUGACGUCCGUGCAGGCGGAGCAAAUCCUGGCCAUCGCCUGCGAGAACGAGUCGAUGAACGCCAAGCGGAUGCGCAUCGGCCUGGAGCCCAUCACGCACGCAGUUCCCGCUCCCGGAAGUGCGGUGGCCGCAGCAGCAGCGGCAGCGGCGGCCGCUGCGGUGGUGGCUGCCACAAGUUCGGGCGCCGGCGGCACCAGCACCACCUCCGCCGGCAAUGCCACGGUGACCUGCGGCGUGGGCGACGCCGGCGGACUGACCAGCGUGGCGGCCGCCGCCCUUCCGUUCGUCAGCGCCGUCGGCUUCGCCCGCUCCACGCCCAACUCGGAGCAUGCGGAUGUCCUGCCCUUCGGAGCAGCGGGCACUGUGGGCGGCAGUGGGGGCGGUGGUGCCGCCGGCGGGGGCGGUGGCGGGAUGAGCUCGGCGCGCAGCUCUCCCCUGGCCCUCAGCUCGAAUGCCAGCGUGAGUGGCGGCGCCAGCGUCACCGGCCUGACCCUGGCCAAUGGAGCAGGUGCCUCCAACGGAGCCGGGCUCCCGGCCAGCAGUCCCUACACCACGGACUUCAGCUCCCCCUCAACGGCCUCGCCUUUCGUGGCAGCGGCUGCGGCUGUAGCCGCCGGCCGGGCUCCCAGCUAUCCCGGCUAUUUUCCUGGAGUAGCUGGCCUGGGAAAUGUUACGCCCACCGAUCUCUCGAUGAAGCCGACCAGCCUGUCCGGCGGCCUUGGUGGCAACUUGGUCAGCAACAACAACAGCAACAGCUCCGUGGCCGGCAACAUCAACUCGCAGCUUAGUGCCGCCAAUUUGGCCAGCCUGAGCAAUGCGAACAACAACAACGCACUGGUGACCGCCACCCAGCAACUGCAGCAGCUGCAGCAACAACAACAGCAGCAGCAACAGCAGCAGCAACAGCAGCAGCAGCAACAACAGCAGCAGCAACAACUCCUGGUGGCCGGCGGUGGCGGGAUGGACGGUCAGUCCGUCCGAGCGCCGCCCAUCCUGCCGCACAAGCUGAGCGCCAACGAGGUGACCGCCGCGCGGCAGGUGAUAUCCGCCUACCGCGAAAGCGCCGCCUUUCUGCUCCGCACCGCCGACCAGGUGGAGCAGCUGCUCGUCCAACAGCAGUAGGCGUGGCCCGAGGCCCUAGCGGGGUUGUUCCUAUUUUAAAUUAAAUUUAAAAUGAAUUACAAACACACUCCAGACAAAAACGAAACACAAGCCAAACUAAGCGAAAAUAGUCAAAACCAUAUAGCGCAAAACCGAAACGAAUUAACACUGGCUCACUGGAUGCAAGGCAGAACCAUGUAGUUAAAGAAGUUCGUUCAAAACAAAACAUUUUAAGUGUUUUUUCCUCCAACUACGUACAGCAUAUUUAAAAUAGAACUUAACGAUAAACAAAAACCAAAUGAAAUAUUGCAAAUAUCACAACAGUAAAAUAGUAGAGCUGCCAAGGUUAGCUGACUUGGCUCUAAGCUAAAUUCAAUAUAAACUUCACUUCCUUGAAGCUCGCAAUUUUGGUUUCCAUAGGCAUUACAAAAUAUCCACUGUAAGGAUGGUUUCAAUGGAAUUCUCUGAAACUUGUUCGUGUAUUUUUCUUCAAAUUCCUUGAAAACGAUCGACAUUAGAUACAAUUCAGAUAGCAUGGCGGCUCUAAUAAAAAUAAAACCAAGCAGCAGUUCAACGUACUACAGUGUCUACUAAAAGUAAACCUACAAUAGCCAUACACAAACACUCGCAUUGAUUUUGUUUCAACUUUUUAUUAUUGCAUAUUGUUGGACUCUCGUCCCUAGGAGAGCCGCAGAUUCCGGGCCCGUUUUUAAAGUGCGCGAUUUGUUAAAAAAUUUAAAUAUAAUAAAUAAGUUGAAGUAUUGUUGUACAUUUUAAGACAAUGGAAAAAAGGAAAAAACCAAAAAAAAAAUCGUAAAACUAUGAGAAAACACAGGGUGAUACUUUGAAAAAUUAUUACAAUGCAUAAGCUAAAAAAUUAUAAAAGAAAAUGUAAAAAAAAUUUAUGGAAAUGAAGUAAGGCAUAGAUGUUGGUAAAUGUGUAUUUAACGUUUAGAAAUUACAUUUGUAUACUGUUUCCAGGAUUUAUCGUUCUUGAUUACUAUCAAUUGAGUUUUAUUUCUGAUUUCCUUUUUAUUAAGUGUAUAUAAUUUUCAAGUUUAUACUGAGAAAUUUUAAGUUCAACUGUUGCUUUUGACUCACAUUCGAUUAUUAAAUAGAUACGGAAUAAAAUAUUUAAAUACAAAAUAGCCAUUCAUGUUUUUUGCAAAUAUAAAUGUGCAUGUAAAAAUAAGAGAACACUUACACAAAACACAAAGAAACACAUGGAACAUCGGUAUGUAUGAGAACCGCUAUGCAAGGCAAAUUAUAGAAUUUAAUUAUAUAAAUUAAUUGAUAAAAUUAUUUAACCACAAAUAAUUAUUGACUAAACCUAAAUAAAUACUCCAAACGAACUUGAUAAACGGCUUGCAAGGCAGGAGAAUAUUUAUACUUAAAUAUAAUGUAAUAUGUGGCAUUUGCAUUGAUGAGUAAACUAAUUAAACUAACACGAGGGCAACACAAGUGAAACAAGACAUUUUAAAAAUCGAAUUAAUAAAGAAUUUAUGAGAAUUAUAUGUACAUUAAA